UUCAGCUAUGUAAUGUUUUUCGAUCCCAUGAAAUGGAAAUUGACCAGUGCUUGCUGGAGUCCCUUCCCCUUGGCCAACGGCAGCGGCUGGUGCAGCGCAUGCGCUGUGAACAGAUCAAAGCCUAUUAUGAACGAGAGAAGGCUUUUCAGAAGCAGGAAGGGUUCCUGAAGAAGCUGAAACGUGGGAAGAAUCAGAAAGUUCAUUUUAACCUUGCUGACAUGAUACAGGAUGCAAUUAUCCACCACGAUGACAAAGAAGCUCUUCGACUCCUGAAGGAGGGGGCAGACCCGCACACUCCCGUUUCCUCAGGAGGGUCCCUGCUCCAUCUGUGUGCUCGGUAUGAUAAUGCCUUCAUUGCAGAGAUCCUGAUUGACAGAGGGGUCAAUGUCAACCACCAGGAUGAAGACUUUUGGACGCCAAUGCACAUUGCCUGUGCGUGUGAUAACCCUGAUAUUGUCCUGCUGCUUGUGUUAGCUGGAGCCAAUGUCCUUCUGCAGGAUGUCAAUGGAAACAUCCCAUUGGAUUAUGCCGUGGAAGGGACGGAAUCAAGCUCUAUCCUGUUGGCCUAUCUGGAUGAAAAUGGAGUGGAUCCGACCUCCCUGCACCAGAUGAAGCUUCAGAGGCCAAUGAGUAUGUUAACAGAUGUAAAACACUUCUUAUCAAGUGGAGGAAAUGUUAACGAGAAAAAUGAUGAAGGAGUUACUCUGUUACACAUGGCAUGUGCAAGUGGCUACAAGGAGGUGGUAUCUCUUCUGCUGGAACAUGGCGGAGACCUCAAUACAGUAGAUAAUCAGCACUGGACCCCACUCCAUUUGGCAGCAAAAUAUGGCCAGACAAACCUGGUGAAACUUCUUUUGAUGCAUCAGGCGAAUCCAAACCUUCUGAACUGCAAUGAAGAGAAGGCCUCAGAUAUCGCUGCAUCUGCGUAUAUCCAGGAAAUGCUGCUGAAAGCCGAAAUUGCCUGGGAGGAAAAAAUGAAGGAGCCUUUAUCUGUUCCUACCUUAGCACAAGAGGAGCCAUAUGAAGAGAUCAUUCAUGAUCUCCCAGCACUUUCCACUAAGCUCAGUCCACUGAUGUUGCCAAUUGCCAAGCAAGACAGUUUGUUGGAAAAAGACAUUAUGUUCAAAGAUGCAACAAAAGGUCUGUGCAAGAGACAAUCUCAGGACAGCGCCCCUGAAAAUGCCACCGUGAUUGGCCCCACCAAACCUGAGCAGGUCAAGCUAAUGCCUCCCGCUCCAAACGAUGACCUAGCAACGCUCAGUGAGCUCAACGAUGGCAGCCUGCUUUAUGAAAUUCAGAAGCGCUUUGGGAACAAUCAGAUAUACACUUUUAUUGGGGAUAUCCUCUUGCUUGUUAACCCAUUCAAAGAGCUUCCAAUUUAUUCCACUAUGGUCUCCCAGCUGUACCUCAGCAGCACGGGGCAGCCCUGUUCCUCUCUGCCCCCUCACAUCUUCUCCUGCGCGGAGAGAGCCUUUCACCAGCUUUUCCAGGAGCAGCGGCCCCAGUGCUUCAUUCUCAGUGGAGAAAGAGGAUCUGGAAAGUCCGAAGCCAGCAAACAAAUAAUGAGGCACCUGACCUGUAGAUCUGGCUCCAGCAGGCCUAUAUUUGAUUCCAAAUUUAAACAUGUCAUGUGCAUUUUAGAAGCCUUUGGACAUGCCAAGACAACUCUUAACGAUCUGUCCAGUUGCUUCAUAAAGUAUUUUGAACUACAGUUCUGCGAGAGGAAAAAACACUUAACUGGAGCCAGAAUUUAUACAUACAUGCUAGAGAAAUCUAGACUUGUUUCACAACCUCUUGGCCACAGCAAUUUCCUCGUUUUCUACUUGUUGAUGGAUGGGUUAUCUGCUGAAGAAAAAUAUGGACUUCACCUUAAUAAUUUAUGUGCACACCGGUAUUUGAACCAGACGCUACAAGAAGAUCUGUCAACAGCAGAGCAUUCUCUAAACAGGGAGAAAUUCACUGUUUUGAAACAAGCCCUGAACGUAGUUGGCUUCAGUAACUUGGAGGUGGAGAAUCUGUUUGUGAUUCUAGCAGCGAUAUUACACAUCGGAGACGUUCGGUUCACUGCUCUGACUGAGGCCGACUCUGCGUUCGUUUCUGACCUCCAGCUUCUGGGACAAGUGGCUGGAUGGUUACAAGUAUCAGCUGAUGAACUGGUGUCUGCUUUAACAACCGAUAGCCAAUAUUUUAAAGGAGAUAUGAUCACACGACGACACACUAUAGAGAUGGCUGAAUUUUACCGGGAUCUCCUGGCCAAGUCCCUGUACAGUCGUUUGUUUAGCUUUUUGGUGAAUACUGUGAAUUGUUGCCUCCACAGUCAAGAUGAGCACAGCAGCACACAGACGUGGGAUAUUGGAAUAUUGGACAUCUUUGGUUUUGAAGAAUUUCAAAAGAAUGAAUUUGAACAACUUUGUGUCAACAUGACCAAUGAGAAGAUGCACCACUAUAUCAAUGAAGUGCUUUUUCUACAGGAGCAAACAGAAUGUGUACAAGAGGGAGUUACCAUGGAAACAGCUUAUUCUCCUGGUAACCAGACUGGAGUUUUGGAUUUUUUUUUCCAGAAGCCAUCUGGAUUUCUCUCUUUAUUGGAUGAAGAAACUCAAAUGAUUUGGUCAGUGGAACCAAAUCUUCCUAAAAAGCUACAAAGUCUCCUAGAAUCCUCCAACACAAAUGCAGUGUAUUCCCCCAUGAAGGAUGGGAAUGGGAACGUCACCCUCAAAGAUCAAGGCACAGCAUUCACUGUUAUGCACUACGCAGGAAGGGUAAUGUAUGAAACGGUUGGAUCAAUUGAAAAAAAUAAAGACUCUCUUUCACAGAAUCUUCUAUUUGUAAUGAAAACUAGUGAAAAUGUCGUGAUCAAUCAUUUGUUCCAAUCAAAACUGUCACAAACGGGAUCCCUCGUCUCUCCCUAUCCUUCUUUUAAAUUCAGAGGACGUAAAUCUGCCCUGCUCAGUAAGAAAAUGACAGCUUCUUCAAUUAUUGGAGAAAACAGGAAUUACCUAGAACUUGGCAAGUUAUUAAAAAAGAAAGGAACUUCUACAUUUCUUGAAAGACUGGAACGGGGAGGCCCGGUCACCAUUGCAUCGCAACUCAGGAAAUCUCUAACGGAUAUUAUUGGAAAACUUCAGAAGUGCACUCCACACUUUAUUCAUUGCAUCAAGCCCAAUAACUCAAAGCUGCCAGAUACCUUUGAUAAUUUUUAUGUGUCUGCUCAGCUACAAUAUAUUGGGGUCCUGGAGAUGGUGAAGAUCAUCCGAUACGGAUACCCUGUUCGGCUUUCCUUCUCGGAUUUUCUGUCAAGGUAUAAACCACUGGCCGAUACACUCCGGGGUGAGAAGAAGAAACUGUCUGCCGAGGAGAAAUGUCGACUUGUCCUCCAGCAGUGUAAAUUACAAGGCUGGCAGAUGGGUGUCCGAAAAGUGUUUCUAAAAUACUGGCAUGCCGGCCAGCUCAAUGAUUUGUGCCUACAGCUGCAGAGAAAAAUUAUCACCUGCCAAAAAGUUAUAAGAGGAUUUCUAGCACGCCAGCACUUGCUUCAGAAAAGGAGCAUCAGACAACAAGAGGUCACGUCCAUCAACAGCUUUCUGCAGAUUACAGAGGACAUGGGGCUGAAGACCUAUGAUGCCCUGGUCAUUCAGAACGCUUCGGACAUUGCCCGGGAAAAUGACCGGCUCAGGAACGAAAUGAAUGCUACUUACCACAAAGAGAAGCUGGAGGCCAGGAACAAGCCAGAGGAAGGAAACAGAAGAGCUGAAGACAAGGGUGGACCCAGGCAUUUUCACUGCAGCUCCGUCCCAGUCCCCAUGGCAGUGGACGGCCUGGUCCAGUCCCUGGCUGGCCCAUCCACCCGGUCUCCUUCUCUGCACUCGGUGUUCAGCCUGGAUGACAGCAGUGGCCUCCCGUCACCACGGAAACAGCCUCCACCCAAGCCAAAGAGGGACCCCACCACGCGGCUGAGCGCCUCCUAUGAGGCAGUGAGCGCCUGCCUGUGGGCCGCAGCUAAGGAAUCCGCGAGUGAAGUUCUCACGCGGCCCCGACCGCACAGUGAUGACUACAGCACCGUGAAAAAGGUUCCUCCUCGAAAGCCAAAACGAAGCCCCACCACCAAGCUCAGCGGCUCCUCGGAGGAGACCCCGGGGACCGUGCCGGGGGUCCCCGCGCGCCCCGCGCCCCAGGCCGAGGCCGAGCCCGUCUACAUUGAGAUGCUGGGCCGCGCCGGCAGCCCCGAGCAGGCCGAGGCCGUGUACGAGGAGAUGAAGUACUUCGUGCCCCCCGAGGACGGCGGCGCGGGGGUGGGCGCCUCGGCGUCCGCGUCGCCCCCUCUGCUGGGUGACGGUCGGAACCCCAUCUCCCUGGAGGACGGCGACGGGAGCGGCCAGGCGCCCGGGCCCUGCAAGGACGCGUGCGACAUUCCCGCGCCCUUCCCCAACCUGCUCCCUCACCGGCCCCCGCUCCUGGUGUUCCCGCCCACCCCGGUCACCUGCUCCCCCGCGUCCGACGAGUCGCCCCUGACGCCCCUGGAGGUGAAAAAGCUGCCCGUCCUGGAAACCAACCUCAAGUACCCUGUGCAGUCCGAGGGCUCGAGCCCUCUGUCUCCGCAGUAUUCCAAAAACCAAAAAGGGGACGGAGACAGGCCCGCGUCCCCCGGCCUCCCGGUAUUUAACGGGGCCCACAAGGUCUCUCCGCCGCCCACGCCCCCGCCCGCGCCCCCGGCCGCCGCCCCCCGGCCGCCCGCACACUUCACCUUCCCGCCAGAGCCCGGCGCGCCCACCGCGGGGAAAGGGGCGGCCAACCCAGAUCUGCCCAAGGGGCAGCAGAAGCCCAACUCUGCUCCAGCCGGGGGGCCGUGCAGCUCUUUCUCCAAGGUUCCUUACUCCCCCGGGAAGGCAGCUAGAGCCGACCAUAGGAAGGCCAACUCCAACUCCUCCUCUCCAGUCCCCUACAGCCCCCCAAACUCCAGACCAAUCGGCAGCCCUCUGGACGAGCUAACCAGUCUCUUUAACUCGGGAAGGAGCGUGCUCCGGAAGUCGGCGGUGGGGAGAAGAAUCAGGGAACCGGAAGGUUUUGAAACUAACAUGAACCUAACUAGCCGAGAUGAUCCUGGUACAUCAGAAAUUGCAUCAGAGACUCAAGAUAGAAAUGCAAAUAACCAUGGAAUUCAAUUAUCUAAUUCACUCUCUAGUGCCAUCACUGCUGAAAAUGGAAAUUCCUUCUCAAAUGGUUUACCUGAAGAGGAGGGAUGCUCCAGGCUGUCUGUGAGUGGCACAGGGACCUCAUCAUUUCAGAGACACAGGGAGAGUCACACCACUCAGGUAAUCCAUCAGCUGAGGCUCUCGCAGAAUGAAAGUGUAGCCCUGCAGGAGCUCCUGGACUGGAGGCGGAAGCUCUGCGAGGAGAGAGAAGACUGGCAGCAAAUCCUGCACCACCCGGAGCCCAGGGCGCCUCCCCCACCUCCUUGCAAGAAGCCGACUCUUCUGAAGAAGCCUGAGGGGGCCUCCUGCAGCCGGCUGCCUUCUGAGUUCUGGGACACCACCAUUUGAUGUGGCCCGGACUGCAGACUCGCAGAAUAGGACUGUCUAGCGAUUCCAGGCUGCAUUGACAGAAGGCUGCCUCUGAUAUGGCUGGGUGCUCUCGCCACACAUUUACACAAACAAGCACAGGACAAUGAAGUUAAAUACAUGAGAUUCCGUGUGUGUG
This is a messenger RNA of Ceratotherium simum simum (southern white rhinoceros), 5697 nucleotides long. Lineage: Eukaryota; Metazoa; Chordata; Mammalia; Perissodactyla; Rhinocerotidae. The record is from RefSeq and is a predicted model, not a curated record.